AUGUUCUCCACGUUAAUGCAACCUUCUGAUGCUCAUGUCGAUCCACCUGAAGAGCUGUUGUGCCCAAUUACGCUGUCGCUCUUUCAAGAUCCAGUUGUGUGCGAGGACGGUUUUACAUACGAACGACAGGCUAUUCACCGGUGGCUUCGAGAUGGUGGCAAGAGCCCUAUGACAAAUCUACCUCUUGGACAGCGAUUUCUCCCCAAUCAGAACAUGAAGAGCCGUGUGUUGGAAUGGAAAGAGAGGCAAGCAUCAUCUUUGGUAAUGCCAUUGUCAUUUCAUUUACACGACGCUCUCUAUGUGAUUAAAAGUCCUGAAUUGGACCAGCUACGUCCGAUGAUCCAUCGAUCUCUGCGGCACUUGAGUGAGCAGUUUCAGAUCGUCCGCGUCGAACGAAACGUCAACGAACGAUUAUGGGAAUCCUACGCAGCAAAGCGAAAGGCGAUGACAGAUCAAGGUAUUCAGAUUCACGAAGCUUAUGGGUUCCACGGGUGUACUUCAAUCGCUAAUCUGGAUGCAAUUCUUCAGCGAAAUUUUGAUCCUAUGUUAAGUAAUGGAGGUCCUUGCGGAAAAGGUAUCUAUCUAAGUAGCGCCAUCGUAUAUCCGGUGCAGACGAACAAAAUCACUUGGACCGACGAAGAAAAAACUCAGUGCAAGAUUAUCGCAGCCAGAGCAGUGUUCGGGAACUGCGUUGUAGGAACUGAAGAACUCCGGCAUGCUCCUCAUGGUGCGCACUCCACGUUUACGUUGGCGAUGGGUGGACAUGUUUUCUGCAUCUACGAUGCUGCACAGAUCUACCCAGAAUUGGUAGUACAUCUAAAGAGAAUUGCUGUCCUAGAGGACCCUGAUAUUACUGACUGGAGCAUGGCUGCAUCUGAAGCUAUAGCGAAAGCGGGAGCGAUAGAAAUGGUUGAACCAAUUCUGAGCAAUCCCCUCAUUGAAUUCUAUGAGUCACCUGGUCAUCCAUGCGAAUAUAAACUGCCAGGAGCCGAGAAGCGUAGAGGUAGAAUCGUUGGUAAAGACGAAGAUGGAAAGAUAGCCGUAUUUCCUGGACGUGUGGAUCGUGUUUCUGAUGAUGAUGACAACGAAGUACAGGCGAUUAGAGGAGAAGAAGUUGUUUUGGUUGAAAAAGAUCAAGUAUUUCCAGAUGACAGGAUUCCAAUUGCUCUCCCAUGGAAAGGACAGGGCAUCUGCUUCAGCGCUCCACAUCUCUCCGAACCCCUCGUGGAAAUUUUGGAAGAAAAUAUCGAAGGCCUUACAGCGAAUAAGAGAGGAAUGAAAACAACAUUUCUCUCUGUUUUUUCUACGUACAGACUGUAUGGCGUAGCGAUGUUUUUUUUUUAUUGGAGGAGCCGUUCGUCACGCACUUACGGAAGACUUCAAGGGAAUCAAUGA
This is a messenger RNA of Adineta ricciae, 1395 nucleotides long. NCBI's taxonomy places the organism in Eukaryota, Metazoa, Rotifera, Eurotatoria, Adinetida, Adinetidae. The record is from the annotation of a GenBank genome assembly.